Molecule: messenger RNA, 1083 nt
Organism: Trametes versicolor FP-101664 SS1
Lineage: Eukaryota; Fungi; Basidiomycota; Agaricomycetes; Polyporales; Polyporaceae
Product: GroES-like protein
Exons: 7
Coding region: 1-1083 (360 amino acids)
Molecular function (GO): oxidoreductase activity; zinc ion binding
Source: RefSeq, a predicted model, not a curated record
AUGUUCGGCUUCGGUACUCUCGCAACGCUCCUGGUGCUCGUGUCCGCUGCGGUCGCGGACACGAUGCUCGCUGCCGUCUAUACACCCGGCCACUACAAAGUGGUGCUCGACCCCGCCUUCCCCGUGCCCACUCCCGGCGAAGGUCAGGUGCUGCUCAAGGUCGCCGCGUGCGGCAUAUGCCACUCGGACGUGUUCUUCCUCUCCGCCGCGCGUCCGGAUCCGCGCACCUAUAUCUUGGGCCACGAGAUUGUAGGCACUCCUACUCAGCUCGGACCGGGCGUGCAGAACAUCAGCCUCACGCAGCUUUACGGGGUCUAUCUCGUGGACUUCACCCAGCCGGAUCUGUUCCACUUCACCACCGGCACCGGCCUAAACGGCGGCUACGCCGAGUUCGUCCUCGUCAACCAGGCGCAGCUCAUCCCGGUCCCAGAUGGCUUGGCCCCCGAGAUCGCAGCGCUGGCGUCGGACUCGCUGAUCACGGUGUUCAAGGCGGUCAACAACGUCGCGCAGGUCACCACCGGGGACCGCGUGCUCAUCUAUGGCGCCGGCGGGCUCGGGCACCAGGCGGUCCAGCUGGCUCUGCACCUGGGUGCCACUGCGACGGUUUUCGCGGUGGACCUGCGGCCGGAGGCGCGCCAGCUCGCGCUCGACCUUGGCGCGGAGCAGGCGUUUGACCUCGAGGACCUCACGGCGGCGACGGGCAACGGGACGUUCCACGUCGACAAGGUGAUCGACUUCGUUGCGAGCGCCGCGGUGGCGCUUACUGUGUCUGAGGGUGUCGACGGGCUGGCAAACCCUGGGAGGAUCGUCAUUGUCGGGUUCAGCGCCGAUAGCCUCAGCUUUGCCUCGGCGGACCUCAUCUUGGCCAACAUCGCCGUGUCUAGUAGCACUUACGGGUCGCAGGACGAUAUGCGUUCCUCGCUUGAUUUGCUUGCUCAGGGAGUCAUUCGCCCCAAUGUUACGGUCGUUGCCCUCGAGGACAUCAACACGGCGCUUGAUGCGCUGAAGGCGCACGAGGUAACUGGACGUAUGGUGGUCGUGCCAGGCUUUAACUCGACCGCCGCGACGAAUGGCCGUCGGUAA